Anopheles nili is the source of this 478-nucleotide messenger RNA. RefSeq names its product SNAPIN protein homolog (gene Snapin). NCBI's taxonomy places the organism in Eukaryota, Metazoa, Arthropoda, Insecta, Diptera, Culicidae. Gene Ontology annotation, molecular function: SNARE binding. The transcript has a single exon. The record is from RefSeq and is a predicted model, not a curated record. The coding region runs from base 1 to 384 and encodes 127 amino acids. Gene Ontology annotation, cellular component: BORC complex; synaptic vesicle; BLOC-1 complex. Gene Ontology annotation, biological process: lysosome organization; regulation of synaptic vesicle exocytosis; lysosome localization.
AUGGCCGACGAUCAUUCCGAUAGUUCGCUUACUUCCAUCGACGACGAACGAACGGACAAUACAGAAAAUUUGUGUGAAAAUCCUACUCGCGACAUCUUGACGGAGGGCUUUUUCCGUCUCUUCAAGCCAGUGAUCGAUGAUCUAGAGAAUAACAUUUUAGGAGCGAGUAAAACGCAAAGUGAUUUGCGCCAACAGUUGGAAGAACUAUCCGGAGAAAUGAAGAAUCUCAACUUUGAGAACGAUCCAGUUUUGCACGAGUAUUUUAAGCGUAUGGUGCGGGUUAAACAGAAGGUGGUAGUUAUUAUGAACAUACUUCAAGGUGCCCAAGAAAGGCUUAUUACGCUAUGCCAGCAACAGGAGUUGCAGGCAUCCACUAGCACGUGAAAAACAAAAUACCAAAGUCUAAUUCUCGUAUAUUUGUGUAGAAAGUAUUAUUACCUUUAUGUUAUUCAUGUCAAAAUAUAUCUAAAAUAGUUAC